CAAACGGCCAAUGAUCUUUUUGAAAUUCAUUUGCUCUUUUCAGUUUUCAAGUUUAAUUUAUUAAACUGCAGUGUUUUAAUUUCCUUAUAAUUACAUUUUAUAUAACUUCACAAGUGUUCUUUUGAACAGUAUAUAGUCUUCGAGAGUUAUUCAUAAUGUAUUAAAUAGUAUUAUCUAAGUGAACUCAAAGUGAUAACGUUCUUACAUAAAACCUCCGGGUUUUAGUGAUAAAAUCAAUAUAAUGGCUGAGUUUCUAAAAGGAUUGAUACUGUCCGUCCUAUCGGAAAAGUGUUACAAUGAAUAUUUUAUCAAAUACAACUUUCUCGAUGAACCAUGUUUCAAAGCUACGCUAAGCAAAGGACUCGGUAUUGGUAUAAUCGCUGGCUCGAUACUGGUAAAAGUACCACAGAUUCUGAAAAUACUUGGAAGUAAAAGUGCUGAAGGAAUAAAUAUUUAUGGAGUCUUAUUGGAACUAUUUGCAAUAACUGCAAACUUUGCUUACAGUUAUAUUAUGAACUUCCCUUUUAGUGCUUGGGGAGAAGGUACAUUUUUAGCAAUACAGACAGCAAUCAUUGCAUCACUGGUGCUUCAUUACGGUGGAGCGCCCGGCAAAGCUGCUGCUUUCCUUGCCACUUAUGUGGGGCUCGUCUCCGCAGUAGUCAGUGGUUACACACCCAAAGAUGUACUAUGGACCAUGCAAGCUAUUAAUGUUCCUAUCAUAGUUAUUGCUAAGUCCAUCCAAGUGAUAACAAACUACAAGAAUGGAAGUACAGGCCAACUAUCUGCUGUUACCUGCCUCCUUUUGUUUGGAGGAAGUAUUGCAAGAAUAUUCACUUCUAUACAAGAAACUGGGGAUUUUAUCAUAAUAGUCACAUAUUGUGUAUCAACGAUCGCCAAUGGAGCCUUGGUCUUGCAACUCUUCUGGUACUGGAAUGUAGUCAAAACGAACAAGAAUAUAAAUAAGAAAAAGAAGAAGCGCAUAUAGUAUAAGGAUAAUAAUUACAAAGUCACUGGAACGGCUGUCUUUUUUAUUUUAUUACUUAUUUAUAUUUAAAUAAAUUUUAUUAGAUUUU
This is a messenger RNA of Maniola jurtina (meadow brown), 1073 nucleotides long. RefSeq names its product mannose-P-dolichol utilization defect 1 protein homolog. Bases 242 to 985 code for a protein of 247 amino acids. NCBI's taxonomy places the organism in Eukaryota, Metazoa, Arthropoda, Insecta, Lepidoptera, Nymphalidae. The record is from RefSeq and is a predicted model, not a curated record. Gene Ontology annotation, biological process: oligosaccharide biosynthetic process. The transcript is spliced from 4 exons.